Messenger RNA from Entrophospora candida, 809 nucleotides. Lineage: Eukaryota; Fungi; Glomeromycota; Glomeromycetes; Entrophosporales; Entrophosporaceae. The record is from the annotation of a GenBank genome assembly.
AUGUCAAAAGUUGCUACAAAUUUCGUAAAUCAAUAUAAUCUAACUCCUCAGAUGAGUAUAACCGAGCUUAGCAAUUGCACAGAAGAAUUGCUUAAAGAUUUGAAAGACGCCAAAGCGCGUAACCAUGCUCGAAAUCGAAUCCAGCGUUUAGGAUUUAACAAAGAACAAACAAAUACUCUUAUCCCCAUGCAAGCUUCUGGAAGGCGUGUUGUAGGAAGAGUUUCCGCUAAAGAACUCGCUAAAUAUAUUAAGGAAAAUGAAGAAAAUCUUAAAUCAGAAGAAAUAAACGAAUUGGCAUAUAAUUUCGCAAUAAGUGCUCCUACCGAAAUAGCUCAAUCUUCACGUCUCAAAUUACUUAGGAAAGAAUUGAUCAAAUUGGAUGCUAGUAAUUUGACAAUAAAAUCUACAUAUAUAUAUAUGAUUGCCGUUGAAUCAAAUAAAAAGCAAAGGGAAUCGCAAGAACGCCGUGAAGACGAGGGAUUUGAUUGUCCUGAUUUCUUUUCCCUAGAAAAAGUUCAAGAACGGUUAAAAGAAUGUAAUAUAAAAAACAUUCCUUCAAUGCAAAAUUUAAUAGAUAUGAUGAUAAUGUUAUGUAUGAGGCCAGCAGAUGUAAAAAACCUUCAUAUUGAUUAUUAUAGUCCAAGUAACGCCGAUUGGUAUAAGUCUAAGUAUUCUUGGUAUUGUACUGGAUAUGCUAAAAAUGAAAAAGAUGAACCUCGACCAUUUCUAUCUAUGGAAAAAGAUCCGAAACAAGCUAGAGAAUUACUUAUUUGGAUUCAAAAAUCAAUAUCAGAUAAAUUUCCAUUUCU